GUGUGCCCGAACACGGAAGUGCUUGUUUUGUUGUGGUGUUGUCACUAUUUUACAGACAAACGGAAUAUGAUGUAAUAAAUGGGUGUAAUAGUGAAACGCUCAAUUGAACAGCAUGCUGGGCUAUGUAAUGGUCGCGGUUUUAGCGCUGGCAGUUUUGUACAUUCCUCGUGACUGGUCCGUUAUUUUUGGAUCUGGAUGCAAGCAUCAGGAGCCCCCUGCUGCCGUGCGGCUCCUGGGCAGCCGUGAGUUAUCACUGUACGACGGGAGGGAAGGCAGUGAGGGCCUUUACCUGGCCAUACUGGGCCAAGUUUUUGAUGUACACAAGGGUAACAAGCACUAUGGACCCGGUGGAGCGUAUCACUUUAUGGCAGGAAGAGAUGCUUCACUGUCCUUCAUCACCGGAGACUUCACAGAAAGUGGCCUGACAGAUGAUGUGUCCAGUCUGUCCCCGCUGCAGGUGAUGGCCCUUUAUGACUGGCUGGCCUUUUACCAGAGGGAGUACGAGUUUGCAGGUCUGUUAACAGGCCGGUUCUAUAGUGAGACCGGACAGCCCACAGAGGCCCUGCUGCAGGUAGAAGCAUCACUAGCAGAGGGCCGGCGAAUAAAGGCCCAGUCUGAGGCCGAUAAGGUCCGCUUCCCAGCAUGCAACGCAGAGUGGAGUGCUGCCAGGGGCGGAAGAGUCUGGUGCUCCACUAAGAGCGGUGGAGUGGAAAGAGGCUGGACAGGUGUCCCACGGAAACUCUUCUCGCCAGGCUCCAGCAGUGUUCGUUGUGUCUGUGUUGAAGACCCACCUGCAGCAGAGGAAGACCCCAACCUGCAGAAAUACGACGGCUGCCCUGCACAUGCUGAGUCAUGCACUGUUGAAGAGUUCUAGCCGCUGGGCCGGCCCAAAACCUGGACUUCAUCAUGGACUGCUUUUAGCAGCACAAUACUCAGGGACUCUAUAAGGAAACCCAUUUUGGCCAAAGUGAUGACAGAGGAAAAAGAUAUUGUAAGUCAUUAUCAUUUUAUAUUUUGUAAUACUAGGUCAUUAUUUUGAGAUACAUUUUUUUUGGAUAAUUUCUCUUUAUUCUACGAUAUAAAAUCAUUAUUUUAGAAAGUUUCUCAUUAUUUUGACAUACUAAUUUGUUACUUUGAGAUACUAAGCAAUUAUUUUGAAAAGCUUUCUCAUUAUUUUGAAAACUAGCUCAUUAUUAUAUUUUACAUCAUAAAGAGAUAAAUCACUUUUUAAAAACAUUUCCCCUUUAUUUUGAAAUACUAAGUAAUUAUUUUAAUAUUUAUUAUCAUUAUUAUAAUAUUAAUUAUCAUUAUUUUGUGAGUGAUUAUUGAGUUUCUCAUUAUUUAAGAUACUAAUGACAUUAUUUCAUGAUACAUGUCAUUUCAAGACACUAGAUCAUUAUUUGAGAUACUAAGUCAUUAUUUUGAGAUAUUAAGUCUUAAAAUUAAUUUAAAAUUAAACUAAUCUUAAAAUUAAGAGAAAUUUUCUUAGAAUAAUAUAUCCCAAAGUAAUGACUUAAAAAUCUCACUAGUAUUACAAAAUAAUGAGAAAGUUCCUCAAAAUAAUGACUUAGUAUCUCAAAAUAAAGAGAAAUGUCAUUAAAAUAACGAUUUCGCUGAAAAAAAAAAACUUGAAAAUCUCAAAAUGUUUUGUUUAGUAUUGCAAAAUAAUGACAAACUUUCUCAAAAAUAAUGACAUAUCUAAAGAUAAUGAUAAAGUGUUGCAAAAAAAGAGAAAUGUUUCACCUGGUGCAUACAACUUUGUGAUGGUAGGCCUAAGUCAUAAUAUUGAGAAAGCUCCUCAUUAUUUAGAAAUGUAAAGUCAUUAUUUUGAGUCAUUUCAAUGACUUACAAGAUCUUUUUUUGCAUUACAUUGACAGAAAUGUGCUUCCAUACUUCUAACUUAUUCACAAUAAAGAGCAAGAAUGAAGAAGAAGUCAAUGCAUUAGUUUUUGAUGACCUUUAU
Messenger RNA from Epinephelus lanceolatus (giant grouper), 1963 nucleotides. RefSeq names its product cytochrome b5 domain containing 2 (gene cyb5d2). Gene Ontology annotation, cellular component: endomembrane system; membrane. Lineage: Eukaryota; Metazoa; Chordata; Actinopteri; Perciformes; Serranidae. The record is from RefSeq and is a predicted model, not a curated record.